Miscanthus lutarioriparius is the source of this 477-nucleotide messenger RNA. NCBI's taxonomy places the organism in Eukaryota, Viridiplantae, Streptophyta, Magnoliopsida, Poales, Poaceae. The record is from the annotation of a GenBank genome assembly.
AUGAGCGCCGCAGGCAGGGAUAGCCCGGUCUCCGGCAAGCGUCCGCGCGGCCCUGCCCUCGCCUCGCCGGCGGCAUGCUCCGGCGGAGCAGGACUUUGGGGAUCUGGCAGCCCCAAGGCGAAGCGUUGCCUCUUGGCUGGGGGUCCCAGCAGUCGCUCCACCUUUGCCUCCGCCGCCGCCGCCGCCGAGCAGCUGAUCCUUCUUGCUGGUGCUAUGGCAUCAGUAGCUGUGUCCUACAUUGCGGUGAUGAGGAGGCGCAGGAAGUACAGCGCCCAGCAGUUUGCUCGACUCCAUGACGCCAUUGUUUGUCUCGCAUCUGCUGUUCGUGCUACCACUGCUCCAGUUGAACCACACCCUGAUCUGUACCCCACUGUGAUGGGCGUCCCUGGCUUCACUAAGGAGCAGCUUCUGGUGAUGUCUGAACCGCAUCGCGCUGUGGAUCGAGCACAUCCUCGCCAAGCAGGAGCUCUGAGCUAG